AUGGCGCCGCUGUCGCUGGACGACGAACGUGCCAGCUUCCUCAUCAACAUGGCGGCUCUCGAGCUGUGCACGACCUCCAAUUUCCAGGAAGCUGAGCCUGAAGACUCUGCCGUCUGCUCGUACCAUCUCCUCCUCUCCCUGCUGGUGCAUAGGGAGGAGGACGUGCAGGAGCUGCGGACCAAGCAUCUCCUGCAAUGA
Messenger RNA from Miscanthus lutarioriparius, 198 nucleotides. NCBI's taxonomy places the organism in Eukaryota, Viridiplantae, Streptophyta, Magnoliopsida, Poales, Poaceae. The record is from the annotation of a GenBank genome assembly.